Messenger RNA from Caenorhabditis angaria, 1945 nucleotides. The record is from the annotation of a GenBank genome assembly. Lineage: Eukaryota; Metazoa; Nematoda; Chromadorea; Rhabditida; Rhabditidae.
UUGAUAAAAUUCAGAAAAUUAGAAUUGUAAAAAGAGUUUUGAGCAAAUCUUUCAAAAUAACUUCUCAUUAAUUUCACAACUCCAAUUUUUUUAGAUGUUGGUCAUACAUUGGUAAAAUCGGUUAUUCUUCCCAACAAGUCUCAAUCGGUGUUGGAUGCACAUCUCUCGGAACUGUCACUCACGAAAUUGGCCAUGCCCUCGGUUUCUACCACGAACAAGCUCGUUAUGAUCGUGAUUCAUAUGUUUCAAUUUUGACACAAAACAUUCAAUCAACUUAUUUGAGUCAAUUCACCAAACAAUCUUUCUCAAGUAUGGUUGAUUAUGGAGUUGGUUAUGAUUAUGGAAGUGUUAUGCAUUAUGAUCAGACUGCUUUCACUUCAAAUGGUGGAAAUACAAUUGCAACAAUUGAUCCAAAUUAUCAAGCAACUAUUGGACAACGUGUUGCACCAUCUUUUGCUGAUGUGAAGAGAAUUAACUUGGCCUACUGUAACUGUAAGAUUAUCUGUUUUGAAAUAAUUUUAUAUAAUUUCAAUCAUAUUUUUAGCAACCUGCUCAAACACAUUGGACUGCCAAAACGGUGGAUACAUCAAUCCAAAUGAUUGCAACAAUUGUAAAUGUCCUCCAGGAUUUGGUGGUCAACUUUGCAAUAUUGCUGGAGGUGGAGAUGCUUCUUGUGGAACUGCUGAUCUUACUGCAACUAACACAAUUCAAACUGUAUCUGCUUCUGGAGCUGUUAAUUGUCAAUAUGUGAUUACUGCUCCAGUUGGCGCGAAAGUUUAUUUCCAAAUGACUGCCGCAACAUUCUCGAGAAGUGUUCCGUGCACAAAUUAUUUGGAGAUUAAAUAUGAUUCUGAUUUCACUCGUGUUGGAGCACGUUUUUGUACAAGUUAUCCAACAAUCUCACUUUCGGAGACAAAUCGUCUUGUGUUGAUCUACCAAGGUGUCAGUGGCGCGAGAUUUAGUCUAAAUUAUCGAUAUGAUCCACAAGAUUUUACAACAUCUACUAGUUCAACAUCAACCACAACCACCACAACAACCGCUGCACCAGUCACAUCUGCACCAACAACAUCAACCGCUAGACCAACUACCACAACUGCAAGAACGACAACAACUACCCGAAGAACCACUGUAACUUCAACUACACAAGCACCAACCACCACAACUUCAUCAGUUUGUGGAUCUUGGGGAGGAUGUUCAGCACAAUGUGGAGGUUGUGGAACACAAACUAGAAAAUGUGGAACAUAUUUCGAAACUGUUUAUUGUAACACCAAUCCUUGUGUUGGUGGAUAUUGUUGUCGACCAUUCUUUUAUGUUACUCAAAAUGGAAAUGGAUAUUGUAAACGUCCACAAGCUGAUGAUUCUGAGAUUCGAGUAAGUUCCGGGAUUUAGGAAUUGGUAAUUGAAAAAGCUUGAAAAUUAUUUAAAAUUAAUUUUGAAUAAAUUUCGAAAAAUUUUCUAGUUUUAUUUGUUAAAUUGGAGGACUAUCAAAUAUAUAAAGAUGAAAUUUUUUUCAAAUUUCAUAAGUUUAUAAUAUUUUGAAAUGUAUUCUGAUGAAACACCACAAUAAUAUUCGGUCUUUUUUUCUCAAAAACAUACCAAAUAUGAUUUGACACCACUUUAUCCCACCUCAUUAGACAUUCAAAGGGAAUAUUCACAUAUAUUGCGUAAUCCAUUAAUUGGCCAUUCAGACAAUAAAUAUUGAUUAAUGUAUUCAAACCAUUCACCCAACCAUCCAGCUGUUUUGAAUGAAAAGAGAAUAAUUAAUUGUGCAUUGUUUGAAUGUCUAUUCAAAAAAUCAAGCGUUAUUUCUUUGUAGAACGAGGAUCGAUUCGAAAAAGCUAUUCAUCCAAACAACGAUGCUCCAUCGGUUAUCUGGGAAAACAUCAAAGAUCACCCGAAAAGUCGAAUCAACGGAUCCAACAAAGGAUUUGCUAUCAAUAAUUGA